AUGAGCGACGCAGCGACGGUAGUAACGAGUCAGCGUGCAGACGGAGAAGCCAGGCAGCCGAAUCCGGAUGACACGUGGCAGAAGCUCAUUCGCCAGCUGGAGGACUGUUUCGCGGAUGAGCACCAGCACCAGCACCAGCACCAGCAGCAGCACCACCAUCACCCACCAUUCUAUGCUCCUAUCUCUCCGUUUCAUCUUUCCGUCGCCGUGCCCCCCUUCCUCCAGAAAGCCCCCUGGAUCAUCCCUCUGCGGCCGCACUUCACAGCUGCUGCACGUCCGGCUGGCACAUGUUUUCAUCUCCCUGCCUCUCCGUCUAUCCGCCUCUCCCUCUCGCUGCCCCCCUUCCUCCAGAAAGCCCCCUGGAUCAUCCCUCUGCGGCCACACUUCACAGCUGCUGCACGUCGAGGGGACCCCUUCCUCUCCUUCCCUGCUGCCGUCCUCCCAGCCUUUGCCAAGAAGGUCACUGCUGCCUGUGCAUCCAUAGACCAUGCGUGUGACAACAACCCCACAGCGGCUGUAGCACUCGUGCUGGCAGCAGUGGCCCGGAACCCAGAGAAGCAGCAGCAGCAGUGCUCCCACGAGUUGCCUCGGACGCUGAGUGUGACUGUGAGGAGGGACGAGUACAUUCUGGAUCGAAUAGCAGAGGUUCUUGUAGCGAGCUGGUCUGGGGGCGAGAGGAGCAGUGGGAGCGCGGAGAAGGAUGGCAGCAGCAGCGGGCACACAGCCAGUAAUGGCAGCAGCGGUGGUAGUGGCAGCAGAGAGGGCGAGCGGAGGGAGACGAGCAGGGAUAAGAGACAGGUGGUUGUUGGUGCAGAUGCCGGAUCACUUGUCAUCUCCAAGCUACUGCACAAGCAUCAUCCCCACAUGCGUCUCUUCUCGCUCCUCCCAGCCUCCUUUUUGCUGCCUCACAACAUUCCACCACCACCAACACAACCAUUAAAAUCAACAGCCUCUGCAGCAGAGACAGCAGAAGCAAUAGCAGCACCAGCACCAGCACCAGCAGCAGCACCACCACCACCACCACCAUCACCAAGUGCCACGAAUACAACCAGCACCACCGACAGAGUGCCAGUGAACAGUACAAACCCCUGCCAGCUGGCCGCGAACCGCACGACAACAUGCCAGCUGGCGGUGAACAGCAUGGCGAGCUGGCUGGCGGGGUGUGAGGUGCGGGGACCUGCAGUGGUGGCGGUGGUGGAGGCAUCGUGGAGUGACACGAGGAGAGGGGAGAUGGAGGAGGAGGGGGUGACGGCGUGGGACGUGUACAGCCGGAGAGGGGAGAUGGAGGAGGAAGGGGUGAUGGCAUGGGAGGACGUGUAUAGCCCGUGCCAUGCUCUCUGCCGCACUCCUUGUUCCACGUCUCCCUCCCAACCUCUCACUGCCCCUCCGCGCCCUCUCCCCACCGUCCCCAGGCAGGCUCUGAGGGCGAUUCAGAGAGAGUACGAGGAGGGGUGGGGGAGAGUCGUGGAUCCCUGGGGGGUAUGGUGGGGAGAGGGGGAAGGGGGGGAAGGGGAACAAAUGGAUAUUACCACAGGAGACGGAAAUGGAGCGGAUGGAGAGGAGAUGGAGGAGAAGGAAAGGGAGGAGGAGAAGAGGGCGGAGGAGAAGAGGGAGGAGGAGAAUAGGGAGGAGGAGGGGGAUGAGGAUGGCACAAUGGCAAGGAAGCGAUUGAAGGAGGUUGGAGAUUCUUCCCCAACAGGAGCAACCACCAGUGCAGCGGCAAUGCUAGGAAACAAUGAUGCUGUGACAGCACUAGCAUCUUCCCCAGGCCCCUCGCCCUCUUCCACCACGCCUGCUGCCCUGGGUUGCCUCGUGUCCAUCGCCUAUACAGUAUCUCUGCAAACGAACGAGCUUCAGUGUGCUGAGCAGCAGCACGAGGCUGGCAAAUCGCCGCAUCAUCCCUCAAAAGAAGUCUGCUCGGAGGGCAAGGAGGAAGUGUGCUUGGAGAGCAGGGAGUGCUUCGAGUUUGAGUUUGGGCGCGGCUGUGUGGACGAGCGGAUCGAGGCUGUGAUUGGCUGCUUGCUGCCAGGUCAGACUGCUGACGUCAGCAUACCGAUCCGCGGGCAUCUGCUGCCCUUCCCUGCGCUGGAGGCGAUUCAGCCUGUGGCAGUCCCAGGCGCCUCAAUCCUCCACUGGCGAAUCACCCUCCUCUCGGUCGCAGCAGCGGAGGAGGAGGAUCGCAUCGAUGCAGCCAUCUUCUCCCCGUCCCUCUCCAAGCAGCGCCUUGCCUUUGCCGCAGCACUCAUCUCGAAGCACGCCCCAGCAUUCCUGCUGGAUGUUGGUUGUGGGUCUGCCUCUCUCUUCGACUACCUGCUGUCUGCUUCAGCUGCAGCAAGCAAGGGCGGAAGCAAGGUUGGCAGUGCUGCCUGCAACAGCAUUAGUGGAAGCAACGCUGAUUCUUUCUGCUUGCCAGCGAGCAUGGCGGGGUUCGACAUCAGUCACAAGGAGCUGGAGCGGGCUGGACGGAGCCUAACUCGCACCAUCACCAGCCUACAGGCAGCCACUCAGGCAUCACCAGAAUCAGCCACUACGUCAGCACAGGAGCAGCCUGCACCAGAAGCAACCUGCACUGCUGAGGCUCAGGUGCAACCUUCACCAGGAGCAGCCUCUGCUCACGCGCAGGUGCAGCCUGCACCAGAAGCAACCUGCACUGCUGAGGCUCAGGUGCAACCUUCACCAGAAGCAGCCUCUGCUCAAGCUCAGGUGCAGCCUGCACCAGAAACAACCUGCACUCCUGCAGAACGAGGCGCUUCUGCACGGGUGGCGCUCUAUGCCGGCUCCCUUGCUGACGUGGACGAUCGCAUGAAGAAUGCUGACGUGGCAACUUGCUUGGAGGUGGUGGAGCAUCUAGACGAGGAGCCAUUAGCAGCCUUUGGGGCCGUGGUGCUGGGAACACUCAGACCACGCGUUCUGCUCGUCUCCACGCCUAACAUCGAGUACAACCCUGCCAUCCGUGCUGCCACUCCAUCAGGUGGUGGAGCAUUUAGACGAGGAGCCAUUGGCAGCCUUUGGAGCCGUGGUGCUGGGGGCUCUCAGACCACGCCUUCUGCUCAAGCAGCAGGGCAGGCAGGAGGAGGAGGGAAGAAGAGAAGGAAAAAGAAGAAGGGACAGCAGGCAGGUCAGCAGGCAGGUCAGACAGGUCAGCAGGCUCAGGAGCAGCAACAGCAGCAGCAGGAGUUGCGGAAUUCCGAUCACCGAUUCGAGUGGACAAGGAAGGAGUUUGAAUCCUGGGCGAACGCGCUGGCGCAGGAGUAUGGUUACCAUGUUACAUUCGGUGGAGUGGGCGUGCUGCCAGAAGCGGAGCACCUGGGGUUUGCCACACAAACAGCUGUUUUUGUAAGAGUUGGAUGUGAGAUGAAGGAUCUGGGGUUGGAGGAGGUGGAGAGGAUGGAGAUUGAUUCUACCAAGUUGAUAGCGGAUCUUGACGGUGAGAAGAAGCCUUAUGAAUUGAUGCGUGACCUCAUGAAGCUCAACCCUGACGUCAUGUCGUUGGGCCAGGGCGUGGUGUACUGGUUACCACCCGAUGCAGUCCUGGCAGCAGCGCAGGCAGCGGUGCAUGACCCUGUGAGCAGCGGGUACGGGGUGGACGAUGGCACCAUGGAGCUCAGAGCAGCGCUGGUGGAGAAAGUGAAGACGGAGAAUGGACUCAUGGACUCGUCUAUCAUGUAUCCUCCUCCAAUCCUACCCUCAUAUAUCCCCACUCGCUACCAGGCGUUUGUGAACGUGGUAUUAACGCUGUGUGACCCGGACGACGCAGUGGUGCUCUUCAAGCCGUUCUACUUCAACCAUCAGAUGGCGUUUCAGAUGACUGGCAUCACUGACAUCGUGUAUGGGCCAUGUGACCCCGACACCCUGCACCCCAGCGCUGAUUGGCUGGAGGAGGCGCUCUCUGGGAAGGAGGGCAGGAAGGUUCCCAAAGUGGUGGUGAUCACCAAUCCCAACAACCCCACCGGGACCUAUGUUCCCGAGGACUUACUGCGGAGAAUCUCCGCUAUAUGUGCGAAGGCUGGCUCCUGGCUGGUGCUUGAUAACACCUACGAGUACUUCAUGUACGGUGGUAACCGCCAUGUGUGCCUGGAGGCCCCUCACAUACUCAACAUCUUCUCCUUCUCCAAGGCCUAUGGCAUGAUGGGAUGGCGCGUUGGCUAUAUCGCCUAUCCCAAUUCCUCCCCUCGGCUCGGUCCCUCUCUCAUCAAAGCACAAGACACCAUCCCCAUUUGCGCCAAUCUCAUUGGUCAACAAGCAGCCCUUGCCGCCCUCCAAUCCCCUUCCGCUGGAAAACCCUUCGUCGACCGCUGUAUCCAAACCCUUUCGACGAACCUGGAACAGGCUCGGGACGCCCUAGCCGUGCUCACAGGUCCGGGGGUUGGUGGGCGGGUGUGGGGCGGGGAGGGGGCUAUUUACCUUUGGGCGAAGCUUCCGGAAGGGUGUGAAGAUGAUGGGGCUGUGGUGAGGUGGUUGGUGAGUGAACAUGGUGUGGUGGUUAUUCCGGGGAGUGCGAGCGGUGCACCCGGGCAUAUUAGGGUGUCUUUUGCGAACUUACCUGCAGAAAAGGACAAGGUUGCUGCAGGGAGGUUGAAGAAGGGGCUUCAAGAGCUCGUUGAGAAGGGGAUGAAGUUUCCUUUCUGCUGCUGUGAAUCAGUGAUUCGCUGCUUGGAAUCCCAUCCGUCACUCCACAUCCCUCCAGCUGCUGCUGCUGCUUAUGCUGCUGCUGCUGCUGCUGCUGCUGCUGCUUCUACUGCUGCUGUUAUUGAUGUUGCUGAUUUCGCGCUGUUGUUGCUACACCAGCCACCGUCGACCUAA
Molecule: messenger RNA, 4803 nt
Organism: Closterium sp. Naga37s-1
Lineage: Eukaryota; Viridiplantae; Streptophyta; Zygnematophyceae; Desmidiales; Closteriaceae
Source: the annotation of a GenBank genome assembly